CAUGCGCCUAGCUUCGUGACGUCAUGAACAGCAUUGUUGUUGAGGUUCAACGCCGAGGUUUAUAUUUUAUAGAUAUUUGUUCGUAAUUCUUCGGAUCUCACCAUGAAAGCCAUAAUCCAAAGGGUGUCCAAAGCUUCCGUUAGUGUUAAUGGUGAGCUGAUUAGUGAAAUAGCUCAAGGCCUCUGCGUUCUUAUUGGGAUCCAUAAAGAUGACACGCCCAAACAGAGAGAGUUUUUGGUCCGCAAGAUUCUCAACCUGAGAAUAUUCGUCAAUCCGAGCAAUGGAAAGCGAUGGGACAAGAGUGCCAAAGAUCUGAAUCUGGAGAUCCUCUGCAUUAGCCAAUUCACACUGUACCACGUCAUCAAAGGCAAUAAGCUCGAUUUCCAUUUGGCCAUGUCCGGCGAACAGUCUAAGGAAUUCUACCAUCAAUUUCUAUCGGAGAUUCGAUCCCAAUAUCAAAGUGAUAAAGUGAAAGACGGCCGAUUUGGAGCUUUGAUGGAAGUGAAUAUUACCAAUGAUGGACCUGUUACCUUGGAGAUCGAGUCUUUAGCCGACUCAGUUUCAAAGUUACAAGUCCCAAACGAGCAAGAGAUGGUGGAGAGUCCAGAAUAAAACGAAUAACAAGCAUGAUGUGGCUCAUAAAAUU
Molecule: messenger RNA, 646 nt
Organism: Tigriopus californicus
Lineage: Eukaryota; Metazoa; Arthropoda; Copepoda; Harpacticoida; Harpacticidae
Gene: Dtd
Product: D-aminoacyl-tRNA deacylase-like
Exons: 1
Coding region: 103-612 (169 amino acids)
Biological process (GO): tRNA metabolic process
Cellular component (GO): cytoplasm
Molecular function (GO): D-tyrosyl-tRNA(Tyr) deacylase activity
Source: RefSeq, a predicted model, not a curated record